GUCAGGUGCAAUGCAGUUGUUUUGUCGUGAUUCACUCUUAUUUCAUGUGCAGUUCUCCACAUGGUUUUAUAAGCACUAUAUGUAUUUUUAAUAACACACAAUAUUAAUUUAACAUGCACAAAGUCGUAUUUUUUCAGCAGGAGAGUUAUUGGUCGCGUUGGGGUCCUAAAUUUCAAAACAAUCGAAAUGGCGGCGUCUGUAAGAUGGAGUCUACUGCGCUUCAUACGGUUACAUCAGAUGAGAUUGCCUGUAACUGACAGAAAUGAGUGUUAUUCAGUGUGGGCUGCCCAUAGAAUACAGUCUCAACGGUAUGAAUGCAAACCAUUCUCAGUACGAAUGAUUUCAAUUUUAACUCAAGACACACCAAACCCCAGAAGUCUAAAGUUUCUUCCCGGUAAGCCUGUGCUGGGGACGGGAACUCGAGAUUUCCCAACAUCAAAUUCGGCAGAGAGUUCCCCUUUAGCAAGGGAUCUUUUCCAAAUUGAAGGCAUAAAAAGUGUCUUUUAUGGCCCAGAUUUUAUCACAUUGACAAAGACAGACAAUGAUGUUGACUGGACCGAGAUUAAGCGGCAUGCUAUUGAGGUCAUUACUAAGUUCUUUGAGAGUGGCGAGGCCAUCACAACGGGAGCAACACACACUGAGAGCAGUAUUACAGAAGAUGAUGAUGAAAUUGUCUUAAUGAUUAAGGAGCUUUUAGACACACGGAUCAGACCGACGGUUCAGGAGGAUGGUGGUGAUGUCAUAUUCAAAGGCUUUGAGGAUGGCACAGUGAAGCUGAAGCUGGUUGGGUCCUGUACAGGCUGUCCCAGCUCCACAGUUACCCUAAAAAAUGGUAUCCAGAACAUGUUGCAGUUUUAUAUACCUGAGGUGGACAAUGUAGAACAGGUCGAGGAUGAAGUGGAUGAGAUCAACAUGAAGGUGUUUGCGGAAGUGGAGAAGAAAUUGCAAGACUCUUAGCAAAAGACCCAGCUCUGCUGUCCACAUAUUUCAAUUGGCUAUUGUUGUGUCAUAAAUAUAGUGGGAUUCCAACACUCUGUAAGGAUGCUGUAUAUUUAAGGUGCCGAAUCUAGAAUAUAAUGUUAUAUUUAACCAAGCUCAAAGUUGUAAGUUGUUUGAUUUCUAAUGUAAUAGUGCAAUAUUGUGAUUGCAUGUACAAGACAACUGCACUUUUCCACACCUUUACGUAUUCUGUCUGGCACUCAUCUGCACUCACUGAGUUACAAGGUUUCUUAAUGGGUUUGUUACUUGUCUGAGAGAAAAGGUUAAAUUGAAGACGGUUAUGCUUUUAAUUACUAUGUUUACUGAACAUUGCAAUUUCACCUGGAUGUCUGGCGAGUGCAGUAAUUAAGUGGGAGUUCUUUUAUAGCAGAAAUACAAUGCUGUGUUCCUGAUACAUUCUCAAACCUGAAAUGACCACUUGAAGUAAUGUAGAUCUUCCACAGCUCUAAGAGUCUUUGAGAAUGAGGACAGUUGUGAAAGUCUGUAUUCAUGAUCAUCUACAGCUGUCAUCCAGCAGUUCUGGCAGACCUAUAAUGAAAUAAAACAGUUGUGUAUAAAUUA
Molecule: messenger RNA, 1560 nt
Organism: Carassius carassius (crucian carp)
Lineage: Eukaryota; Metazoa; Chordata; Actinopteri; Cypriniformes; Cyprinidae
Product: NFU1 iron-sulfur cluster scaffold homolog, mitochondrial-like
Exons: 8
Coding region: 187-957 (256 amino acids)
Biological process (GO): iron-sulfur cluster assembly
Cellular component (GO): mitochondrion
Molecular function (GO): iron ion binding; iron-sulfur cluster binding
Source: RefSeq, a predicted model, not a curated record